Pygoscelis adeliae (Adelie penguin) is the source of this 1045-nucleotide messenger RNA. RefSeq lists its product as uncharacterized. The transcript has 8 exons. The coding region runs from base 1 to 978 and encodes 325 amino acids. NCBI's taxonomy places the organism in Eukaryota, Metazoa, Chordata, Aves, Sphenisciformes, Spheniscidae. The record is from RefSeq and is a predicted model, not a curated record.
AUGGGCAGUGGCAACCCAGCCACUGUCAACACAGAGGGCCCUGAAGAGGACCCACGACCCCCAUUUGAGGAGCUGGCAGAACUUUCCCUUAUAUGCCGCCUCUGCAAUGAACUAGCAAAGCACAGGAGCACAAGACUUCAAGACUCUGUUGAACAAAGCUCAACUCUUCUUUGGGGCCUUGAUAUUCUGCUAAAACAUACUCAAGGGAUUAAAAUAAAUAUGCAGUUGAGCGAUACACACACUAUUCCCCUGGUUUUAUCACAAGACAGAGGAUUCAUCAGGCAGAACUGCGAUUCUGGGCUACCUUCCCCACUUCCUUCUGAUUCCUUCAAGUAUCUCGGCUGGUGUGACAUAGAAGAACAUGAUGUUCGAGGAAAUCAGCUUCAUUGCCCCAGAGUGAGAGAAGGGCCCUCAGAAGAGGAACUAUUUUUCAGAGGAGAAGAACAUACUUUGAAAAAAAGAAAACAAGUAACUGACACAGAGAAGUGGCAAAAGAAACUGCAAGAGAACUGGGAAAACAGUGCUGAGUUGAACCUUUCAUUUCAGGACCUGGGUGAUCUUUACCAGCUGGAAAACUUCAAAAGGAUUCUCCAAAGGUUAAUUCGGGUGGAAAAACUUUGGUUGGUGGACAAUUCUUUGACAGACCUAAGUGCCCUAAGGUUGCCAAGAUGCAGAGAACUAAAUGUCAAUAAAAACCACUUUACAUCCUUCAAACAGCUGCCAAAGAUACCUCAGAUUCAGCACUUAUCACUCGCUGAAAAUAACAUUAUGACACUAAGUGGAAUAUCAGACUUCAGACAUACUCCACUUGAAUCCCUUAUACUCAAGAGGAAUCCCUGUGAAUUUCAAGAAAGAUACAGACAACUUGUAUUCUCCAGUUUGCCAAAUCUAAAAAUGCUGGAUGGUAUCCCAAAACUGCCGGAGGACUGUUCGCCCCCACAUAUCAGGGCUUUUUUCAAAAUGUGUACUAUACUCUAGCACUGGUUUUUUGUAGGAUCAGAACUGUGCUAGAACCACCUCACUUAAAAGAUACAAUAAAUCCUGU